Pundamilia nyererei is the source of this 1551-nucleotide messenger RNA. RefSeq names its product calmodulin-lysine N-methyltransferase (gene camkmt). Gene Ontology annotation, molecular function: calmodulin-lysine N-methyltransferase activity. The record is from RefSeq and is a predicted model, not a curated record. Bases 510 to 1529 code for a protein of 339 amino acids. Lineage: Eukaryota; Metazoa; Chordata; Actinopteri; Cichliformes; Cichlidae. The transcript is spliced from 12 exons. Gene Ontology annotation, cellular component: cytoplasm.
GACCAGGAGAGCCAUGUUUUCCGUUUACAAGCGGUUAGCUCCCAGAAUUUUACCCGAAAUUGCAUCGGAACACGAGCAGAUAAGAAAAACAAAGUCGAUAUACACGCCAUGACAAAUGUUUAACCGUUAAUGAGAUAAAAUGAACCGGUGACAGCGACGUUUGCGUGAUUUUAAUUAGCUAACGGUUACUAUCAGGUACAGUUGGUCACAUUUGCGACAGUUAGGGCAUUUUAAUUGCCCUAUAAUCCUCGCUGCUUUCUUCUACGUUAAUUCUUCAGCUACGCACAACAGCCAGCGAGAACAUUUUCAGGCACAUGUACGAUUUCCUAAACGAAUACCCGCUUGAUGACGUAGCGAGCAAUGCCAGGCAAAACUAAUCAAAUCCGUUUGUGAGCAGCCCUCAGUUAUAAUUGUGAAAUCGAGCGCGAUCGUUUAACAUGCCUGGACUUGCAAAAGUGUACGGAAGUAGCAUGCAUCCUUUGUGGGUGUAACAGAAGUACGAAGAUAAAAUGGACAGGGACUCUUCUGGUGCUGCAGAAAGGACCGAGCCGGCGUCACCUUUGGGGAAAAAUAUUCACGAAGACACUCGCGCAGCUGAUUCCCGCGCCUCCCGGUCAGGGACCUGUAGAAAUACUGAUGUCGCACGAGCCAGGUGGACCCUGCUGAGACAGGUGUUGCGUCAGAAGCAGGUGGAGAGUCCGGAGGUCAAACAAGUGUCUGUUCGCAGGUUUGCCACAUUUGACCUUUUCAGCAGAAAAAGGCUUGUGGCACGAGACCACAGUGAUACCUCAGAUGACCAGUGGGUGGAGUACAGAAGUGUCUACUUUCCUGAGUACAGUGCCUUACUUAGGGAUAACAUGGGACCUCUUAGAGUUAAUGAAGUGCUCAACAGUUUUGACAACACCGGUAAUGUCUGUGUGUGGCCAUCUGAAGAGGUGAUGGCGCAUUACUGUCUGCAGAAACGUCACAUGUUCAAGGGUGCAGUGUGUGAGUUAGGAGGAGGUAUGACUUGCCUUGGUGGGCUCAUGGUUGCCAUUUGUGCUGACGUGACGGAAGUCCUGCUAUCAGAUGGGAAUGAGAAGUCCAUUCAGAAUGUUCGAGGGCUGAUUGAGAAAAACAGGCAAGCUGGAAAGUUUGGCUCAACAUAUGUAUCUUCCAGGGUAGUAAGGUGGGACUGUGAGAUGGAUAUUUCUGCACUGGAGGGUCACUUUGAUUUCAUCAUGUGUGCAGACUGUUUGUUUCUGGACCAGUACAGAGCCAGCCUGGUUGAUGCUAUAAGGAGAUUACUGCAACCCAGUGGCAUGGCAUUGGUGUUCGCUCCUCAGCGAGGGGAAACUCUAAGACUCUUCUGUCAACUGGCCCAGCAAGCUGGAUUUUGCAUCUCUCAACACCAGCAGUAUGAUGCUCAGGUCUGGGAUGUCCACUUGAAGAUGCUGAGGGAGGGAAAAGAAGUAUACGAUGAGAAUAUCCACUAUCCUCACCUAAUCACAUUGACCAAAGGACCCCAACCUGUCAGCCUCACUCAGUAAUACAGAACAAGUGAGCCUUUAA